AUAACAACACAACAAAUAUUUAGUUUGAAUUGUUCACUGCGUGCAAUAAAUUUGUGGAACAAAUGAGUAGCAAUAAAAUCAAAUUCAUUUUAAAUACCUCGGUCGAUUAUUUUUCAUUGCAUGGAAAAACCAACACGUAUGAUGAUUUGGCGAUAAGAGAAUUUCUCGAAAGCAACGAGCUAACGGUGUUGACUGCAAUAAAUCAUGGCGAUAAACUGAUUUUCAGCCACACUAUAACCGAAGAUGAAAAUUGUUUAGUUUUCUACAAAAUUCCGCAAAUCGGUAGCGCCAACAUUGCACGACAAUCAAGUACUGACACCGAUGACAACACAACAACUACCAACAUCGUAUUUCCAUUGGGUAUACUGACGCUGGAAGGUGGUUUAGCUAAAUCUAUUUAUAAUUCGAUAUCAAGAGUAUAUUCACCGUAUGUUGCCAAGAAAAUUCAAUAUCCAGCUGAUCUGCAAGUGCUUAUCGAAAAUUUGCAUUCGACAUUGGGUUUAACACUUGGUUUACCUCAAUCAAACAUUCAUUCGAUUCAGCACGAAAUUAAUUUUUGGAGCGAAAAGUCUCGUAAUGCAUCGGCCAAGUCGGAUAAAGAAGCGGCGAACGUGUUCUCAAUGGCCAUUGAAAAGCUGAAUCAAUUGCUCAGAAACGUUGCCACAAUCAACUCAUUGGAGGAAUUUCUGGACAGUAUUCACACUCAACUAGAUGAAUUAUGGCGACUACCGCAAAACUAUCCACAAAAUCGAAUGAUUGAUCUAAUGGAUAUUAUUUCGUUGAACGUAACGGAAUUUUGCUCGGAUCGGCUCCAUGAAAUUGAUGAUGUUUGGGAUGUCAAAUCAUUGCAUGUGUUUCAAACAUUGAACGAUAUUAUCGAGGUGAUUGAGUCUUGGAUACAAGUGUGCGACUCGUUAACGCGAUUAUUUUGGCCGAAUUACGCUCGACACGCUUGGAUUGGUGGCCCGCACAUACCAAAAACAGCAACACAAUACUUAAAUCGUCUGCAGGAGAUUCAAGCCAUUCGCAAUGUUUACAAGGAAAUUGUGUGUUUAUUCAACGAAAUCAAUCAGAUAGACAAAAGCGUACGGCGGAUAUUCAUUCCAUUCAGAGAUAUCGUGAUUUAUGACAUCAGCACCAUUGGCGAAAAGAAAUGGAAACGUGCAAUUGAAAAAUAUGAACAAAUUCUUGAGCCAAUUUACGAAAAAAUUUCCAUGAUAUUGAAAUCAAAGCUACACACCCACCUUGAUGAACCCGUCGAAAUCAUUCAAGUUUUUCGAAAAUAUGAAACAAUUUUAAAAAGUGCCGAUAUUAUGGAACUUUUAUCGGCUGAACGACAACAUUUUUUGCAAUCGCUUCAUAAAUUGAUGAAAGAGCUCAAAGAAUUAUUGGCUGAACCAAAAAAAUGUCCAGACGAUUCGGAAAUUUCAUCACUUUGUUGGGAAACCAAAGAAUUGAAACAAUUUCAAAAUGAAUUGAAUCAAAUCGAAAUGGUGUUAUUUGUGGUGACAGAUGUCGAGGGAUAUGAAUUGAUAAAAAAGUCGCUGGAUGAUUUGAAAGAGGAUACCGAAAAAUGGCUAAAAUCGAACUUUGAACAAUGGCGCGAUGAAUCUCUAACAUCAAUAUCAAUGGGAGAUUUAACAUUGAAGGAUGACAAACCGGUUGUGGAAUUCGAAAAGGAUGGACGUCAAUUGAUGCAAGUUACGUUUAAGCCAAAGCUGGUGAUGUUUUGCAGUGAUGUUCGUGAAUUUGAAGAUCUUGGUUUUCGCAUUCCAAUCGAGUUGAGAAAUACGGCCAUGCAUGCAAUCAAAUUUAUGGGCCAUGCUCGAAAAUUGCAACAAAUUGCUACUUUUCAUAAUACCAUCGGUGAUCGAAUGAUACCGUGCGUUCGUCCAAUUAUGUUGCAAAAUGCAUUGAAAUUAUCAAAUUUGGUGCGCAGCGAAUCGGUCGCAUGGAACGAUGAAAGUUCGGUUGAACGUUAUGUGUCAACGUUGCAGGUGGCUGUGAAUAAUUUGUCUCGUGACAACAAUUUUCUAACCGAAUACCAUGAAAAGACGAAAAUCAUUGUCAUGCGAUUAAUGAACACAGACUUGUUGCGGCAAAGUGAUGUGUGGAGAGAUGAAAUGAAAAAUCUACGAAACAUUGUUACAACGCUCGAAACAAAAGGCUACACAAACUUACAAGCAUUCAAAAUUCACUGGGAUCAUCAGCUUUAUAAAGUGUUGGAAUAUCAGUAUUUGAUUGGAAUUUCAGAUUUAAGCCAUCGCUUACCGGAUAUUCACAUUGACAUUGUAUUCAGACAACAAGAGAUUCAAUAUCGUCCAACGAUGGAAGAAAUACGCUCCAUUUACUACUCACAACUUAGACGAUUUAUCGAACGACCGCUCACCUUCAAAGGACUAUCCGAUCAAAGCACAAACAUUUUUAAAGCAAUGGUUGACAUAAAUCGUGACCGUUUCGCUGCACUUUAUGACAAAGCAGAGAAUUUAUUUGAACAACUGAUUGAGUUUCAAGAGGCUUGGCGACCCUUUGUCACAUUGGGCUGUGUGAACUUAGAAGACUUAUGCGAAAUUUAUUUGAAAAGCAGAGACGAUUGGGACAAAAAUUUCAAAGCUUGCAAACAAUUCAGUCAACAAAUUGCUAAAAUACCAGGAACUGAGAGUCGAAUUGAUUGUUUUAUGAUAAAUACGUCACCGAUUCGAUCGGAUAUUGAAUUUAUUAGCCGAAAAUAUUGGGAAACUUUAACAUAUAGUUUGCGUUCAUCGAUUUUAAAAGAUUUGACAAUGCUUCAAGAUUUUUUGAAUAGAUCGUCACAAGUUUUGCAAACGGUGCCCGUUUCGAUGGAAGAACAAUAUUUUGAGGAAUCGGCUAUGAAAUGUGAACAAAUUAUUUCCGAAUUGUCGACGAUGCAAGAAAUGUUGCAUUCAGUACAAGCGAAGGACUCUUGUUUGGCUGGUUGGUGUCGAGAACGGGUCAGUGCAUUGAAUGGUAUACUUAAUCAAUGGGAGCAAUUGCAGCCGUUGAUUGAUAAUCAUAGUGCAUCGUUGAAAGUGCAAAUUGAUGUGUUGAAAAGUCAAAUUGAAGUUCAAAUGGCCAAUUUAAAAGAUGAAAUUGAACGAUUUGAAAUUCGAUGGGACGCAACCAUUACCGAAUUGGAACAAAAUGAAGAGGCCAGUUUAGAAUUAUUUAAAGAUCGUUUACGUAGUUGGCUUACAAUUGAAGAGCAAAAAGAAAAAUUGGAAAAUAGUUGUAAUAAAUAUAAUAUGACAUUUGCAUCGGAAAUUUCGGAAAUUUUUGAAAAAAUUACGAGCGAUAUUGAGAGUCAAGGACAACAAUGGAAAGAUUUUGAACAAUUUUUAAGCGAAUUUGAUAAUAUUUGCGGUGAAGAAUGGACAGUUUACCGAAGAAGACCAUACAUUUUAACCGAUUUUAUGUCGAAAUGGUUGAGCAAAACCAAUUCGACAAAUGACCAAAAGAUUGCCACCAAAAGGAUUAACAAGAUUUUAAAGGGUCUACAAGCAGCUGCACCCGUUCUGCAAACACUUCAAAGCGAUGGUUUGACCGAAAAGCAUUGGGCAAAAAUCUUUUAUCUUAUGAAUAAACCGUAUAAACCAUUCCAUGAUAUUACAUUGAAGGACACACUGAGUGAUUUAGAUGUGUUGGUUAAAAAUGCCGAUGAAAUUCAUCAGCUGGUUAGAAAAGCGGCAUCUGAACAAAUUGUACGUCAAGCUUUGAGCGAAUUAGAUCAAUGGGGUGUACAAGCCGAAUUGAAGACAUUCACGCACACCGACUCACUGGGAAAUCAUAUCACACUAAUAAAAGAAUUUCAAGAGAUUCAAAAUAAGGUUGGCGACAAUCAAUGUUUAUUGCAAUCGGCUAAAAAUUCAUCGGCAUACGAAUCGUAUGCAGACCAAGCGGAAAUUUGGGAAUCACGUCUUGCAUCAACUGACCAUAUUUUAACAAGUUUAAGUCAAAUACAACGAAAGUGGAUUUAUUUGGAACCGAUUUUUGGUACCGAGAAUCCAUUGUCCGAAGGUGCUGUAUUCAAGCAAAUCAACAAAGAUUUCCGUUAUAUAAUGAAAGAAAUUGCAAGCGAUCCACGUGUGCUGUCAUUAGUUAAAGUGCAUGGCAUUACGAAUAUCAUCGAUUCACUCGAAAAUCAACUAAAUCGAUGCCAAAGCACUCUGACUGUAUUUAUAAACACAAAACGCAAUGCAUUUCCACGAUUUUAUUUCCUCAGUGAUGAUGAUUUGUUGGAAUUACUGGGACAAUCGACAAAAGAGCCAAUCAUUCAAAAGCAUAUAAAAAAGCUUUUCCCCGGAAUAAAUCGUUUAAAAAUCGACCAAAAUAAUGGUUCAACUUCAAUUGUGAAAAUUAUGAGCGCUGAAAAUGAAGAUGUUAAACUAUUGGAGCCAAUUAAAAUGAUUGGUCCGAUUGAAACAUGGUUGAGCCAUCUACUCAAACAAAUCAAAAACACGUUAAUCGAUUUGAUUGUGCGAUGUAGUCAAGUGGAUAAAUUUAGCAUCGAUGUGAUAAAAUCGUAUCCGGAACAGGUGAUUUGCUUAGCACGGUCUAUUCAAUUCACAAAGCAAACAGAAAAAGCGAUUAGUGCAAUGAAUCUUCAAACGCAUUUAAAGACGAUUAAGAAUGAAAUCGUCUACUAUACAACGAAAAUACCAAAGGAUAUCGAUAAUCUGACGAAAAUCAAAGUGCGAUCAAUUUUAUUGGAUUUAGUGCAUCAUGCAACGAUUGUUCAACAAUUAAUUGAUGAGAAUGUAACAAAUGUAUUGGAUUGGGGUUGGACGCAACAAAUGAAAUUUUUUUUAAAUUCCACCACAAAAGUGGUCACGAUAAAAAUGGUUUCAGCCGAAUUUGAAUAUUCGUACGAAUAUUUGGGAAAUGUGAACCGUUUAGUUGAUACAAAACUCACGCAUAAUUGCUAUUUGACAUUGACACAGGCCAUGCAAUUGGGCUUGGGUGGAAAUCCAUUUGGUCCGGCUGGAACGGGUAAAACGGAAUGUGUCAAGUCUUUGGGUGCAAUGCUUGGACGAUUAGUACUCGUUUUUAAUUGCAGUGAAAAUGUCGAUGUUACCGCAAUCAGCCUAAUUUUAUCCGGUUUGGCAAGAUGUGGGGCGUUCGGUUGUUUUGAUGAAUUUAAUCGUUUACAAGAAGCAACACUGUCGGUUCUAUCGAUGAUAAUUCAACCAAUCCAAAGUGCCAUUCAACAGAAAAGUGAUACCGUCACCAUUUUUAGUGAAAAGAUCCCACUGAAUUUGCAUUGUGGCAUUUUUGUAACAUUAAAUCCGGCUGGUGAAGCAUAUGGUGGACGGCAAACAUUACCAUCGAAUUUGCAAGCAUUGUUUCGGCCAAUAGUGAUGCAACAACCGGAACCAAAAGAUAUUGCACGUGUUAUAUUGUUUGUUGAAGGAUUCGAAUUUGCCGAAACAAUUGGCGCAAAAAUGGUUGAAUUAUUUAAUAUGGCAAAGAAGAUGCUUUCACCACAAUGCCAUUAUGAAUGGGGCUUACGCGAAUUGAAAACCGUUUUGCUUGCCUGUGGGUGUUUAUUAAAACAAAUGGCCAACGAUACCGACACCACCAACAGCACCAACGACACCAAUCAUCGGAAACGUGAUGAAGACUUUGAAAUGCGUUUGGCCGUUAAUGCACUUCGCAUGAAUACAAUGUCGAAAUUAACAGCAAACGAUUGCAAACGAUUUGAUAUGCUAAUUGGAUAUGUUUUUGCAAAUACAACCAUCGAUAAGAUGCAACAAAAUGUUUUACAACAAUCCAUUGAGCAGGCGUUCGAUCAGUUGAAUAUGCAACAAAACGAAAAACAAUUGGAAAAGUGCUUACAGCUAUACGAGCAAUUGGAAAAGCGUAUGGGUGUCGUUGUAUUAGGGCCGCCAAACUGUGGAAAAACUACCAUUAUAUCGCUAUUGAAACAAGCCAUUUUAAACACCGGCAAAGUAAUUAAAACUUAUACGAUUUCACCGAAAUCGAUGAAUCGCAUACAAUUGCUUGGCCAUCUCGAUCCGGAUACGCGACAAUGGAAUGAUGGAACAUUAACAUCGGCUGCGAUUGCUGUUAGUGAAGAAAAUGCCGAUGUGAGCUCAUGGAUUAUAUGCGACGGCGAAAUUGAUCCAGAUUGGAUUGAAGCAUUAAACUCGGUGCUCGAUGACAACAAACUUUUAACAUUACCAUCCGGUUGGCGUAUUCAGUUCGGUGACAAUGUUAACUUUAUAUUUGAAACGCACGAUCUAAUACAUGCGUCUCCGGCAACCAUUUCUCGAAUGGGAAUUGUAAACUUGAGCGCAUCCGAUUUAUCCGAACAAAUAAUAUUCGAUUCACGUUACAUUAUGCAAUCAAAUCCGGAUGCGUAUGAGACACUCAUCGAACAAUAUGUUAAAAAAGCAUUCAAUUGGUUACAAAAGAAGUCAAUUGAACUAUCGACAAUCGGAAACAUUUGCAAUAUUCUAAACUAUACGAACGAUGUUCGAUUGAAGGAAGAGUUUUGUGUCCGGCUUGUUUAUUGUUUGGGUUAUGCGUUAGAACCAAAAUAUCAUGAUGCAUUUGCAACAAAGGUGUUUGAAUUGGCUGAUAUCUAUAUACCAAGUGGAAAGGAAAGCAAAUAUUGUUUCUUCAAUAAAUAUCGCGAAGCAGUCGAACUAUAUGAAUCCGAUGGCAUGGUUGAUCUAGACUCAAUUGAUAAUGUUGCAAACUUUUUGAUAAAAACGACCAAAAUCAAAACGUAUUUGAGCAUUUUAAAAAUUUAUCUUGAGCAAGGGAUCCCAUUCAAUAUCAUUGGACCGUCUGGAUCUGGAACGAGUCUUCUUCUGCAUGCUGCUGUUAAUGAUUUGGACGGCUAUCAAUUGUUGACGAUAAACUGUAGCUCUCAAUUGACCGCAUCUUAUGUUUUAUACAUGUUAAAACAGAACUCAAUGGUUAUAACUGGUUUGAAAGGUCGUGAGUAUCGGCCACAUCUCAAUAAAACGGUUUUAUUUUUCAAAAAUAUUGAUUUGUGCAACAUCGAUAAGUAUGGUAGCUGUGAAAUUAUGGAGCUCAUUGUACAAUUGAUUCGACGUUGCGGUUUCUAUACUGAAUUACUCGAAUGGAUAAAUGUUACCGACUUAAUUAUUUGUUGUUCGAUGGUUAAUAUUCAAAAGCAUCAAUUUUCACCGCGUUUUUUAUCGAUUGUACAGAAUUUUUAUGCUGAAUUUCCAAAUGACACGGAAUUGAAUUUAAUAAUGAAAAACCAAUUUUCACCGAUGAGUGCUCGCUUCAAGCCAGCUAUCAAUGAGAAACGUGUUAAUCAAAUUGUCGAAUGUCUCAUUGAAAUGUAUAACGAGAUUAACAAGAACUUCACCAGAGAUCAACGCAAUCACUAUAUUUUCACACCAAAAAUGCUAUCCAAAUUGAUCGAUGGCUUGAAAUUUUAUCCGGAGAGCUAUUUUCAACAAGCAUUUUACAAUGAGAUGAAGUGCAUUUUCCGGAAUCGAUUGACCACCGAACCACAUAAAGAUAAAUUUGAUCGAAUUUUGCAGUCUUCAAGUCGAACUCUAUUUGAUAUUGAUCAAUCGAAUCACUUUUUUGUACCGAGCGGAAGCCAAUCGUCUGCAUUACAAUAUACGACGCAACAAGAUUGGACGGAUAUUGUAAAUCGAAAUAUUACGAUUUGCAAUACGGAAGAUAUUGUCCUAUACACCGUUGUCAAUGAUUUACUUUUGGAUGCGACUGCUUCGAUUUGUCGUACAUUAUCGCGAAUGGAAUCGCACAUUUUACUUGCUGGUCCAACUGGAUCGAAUAAGAUUGAUGCACUUCAUAUUGCUUGCACGCAUCUUGGCAUUAACAUGACAUCAAUAACACCUGUUAAAAAUUACAACAUCAAUGACUUUUAUAACGAUUUAAAAAUGGCCAUGCAAUCAGCUGCACUGGACGAACAUCAUGUGGCAUUUUUUGUUGAACAUGCGUGGAUUGCAUAUUUGCCUGAAAUUAUGAAUCCAAUCGAAGCGGUGCUGGAAGGCAGUGAAAUACCGAAUUUGUUUGGUGAUGACUUGGAAACAAUCGCCAAACCAUUGAAAUCGGCUGCACAACAGGACGGCUUCCAAGAGUCAUUGAGCGCUUAUUUUUGGUCGAGAAUAAAUCAGCGUCUUCAUAUUGUCCUCUGUUUGGAAAGUGAAAGUCAUAGCAUUGACGAAUUAUUCGAAAGUUAUCCAUCACUUUAUAAAUCCACUGAAAUCGUUUGGAUAUCAAGCACACCAAUUGCAUCUUCCGAAUAUGUGGCAAAGGAAUUGACCGAAAAAUUCUGCGGUGACACAAUUCCCGCACCGAAACACUUGAACAUAUUAGAAUUUUGUUCGACUGAAUGGAAUGAAUCGGCUUAUCGUUUUCGAAAUUUAAUUUUCACUUAUGGUACACUAUACAGAGAUAUGUUGUUCACUAUACAGAAACAACAAAAUAUUCUUCAGACUGGUGUGGAUAAGUUGUCAUCGGCUCACGAAGUGGUUCAUAGUUUGAAACAAGAUGCAGAAAAACAGGAAGUUGCACUGGCCGAAAAGAGAGAAAUGGCGAAUAAUGCUUUGGAAAUGAUUGCGUCAACCAUGAAAAGUGCGUCGAAUCAAAAGGACGAUUUACUCGAAUUGAAAAAUAAAGCCCAAGAAAAUGAAUUAUUAUUAAAGAAACGAAAAGAAGCGGUUGAGCUUGAAUUGCGUGAAGUUGAACCGAUGUUGAAUGAGGCCGUUUCGGCCGUUGGUCAAAUCAAAACGGAAGCAUUGUCUGAAAUUCGUUCACUUCGUGCACCGCCUGAUAUUAUUCGAGAUAUUUUGGAAGGUGUACUGCGUUUGAUGGGUACACGUGACACUUCGUGGAACAGUAUGAAAUCAUUUCUUGCAAAGCGUGGCGUUAAAGAAGAUAUUCGAUCACUGAAUCCGGCUCGCAUUAGUAUGGAAAAUUGUAAUGCUGUCGCAAAAUUAAUGAACGCAAAAGCCGAAUCGUUUGAUUUGAAAAAUGCAAAACGUGCAUCGGCUGCUGCUGCUCCACUCGCCACAUGGGUUAUUGCCAAUGUAAAAUAUUGCAAAGUUGUACAAAGCAUCAAACCAUUGGAAGAAGAACAAGAACAAUUACAGAGAAAUCUACGCGAAUCCGAAAAUAAUAUGAAAUUAUUGAAAAGUGGAUUAGACGAUGUUGAUGCACGCGUCAAAGAACUCUCAGUGCAAUUGAACAUUUAUACACAAGAGGCGGCCGUUCUUGAGCUUAAACUUGAAACGGCUAGAAACACACUGCAAUCGGCAGAAGUUCUAGUUACCAAACUUAGCAGCGAAUAUGCAAAUUGGAAGCUACAGUUACAGGAUAUAAACAAAAAUAUCGGCCAAAUUGAUUUAAAUGCAUUUUUGAUUGCAUUCUCCAUCACACAUCUAUCACAUCUUUCAUUUGAGAAGCGACAGACGAUGAUGGAUAUGAUUUGUGCAAAACUCAAACUUGAAGAUGUCAAUGUAAUGGAUAGAAUUCUAUCCGAACAAGAUCGUAUAAUAUGGGAGAGUAUGGGUCUUACUCCCGAUGUUCAAUCGAUGGAAAAUGCGGCUUUAUUAACAAAAGUGUUGACGACUCCAUUUGGAUCAACGCCGAUUCCAAUGCUGAAUGAUCCGACAAAAAGUGCCGUUAAUUGGUUGUUGAAGUACUUGAGUUCAAAAGAUAUACCGUACGAAAUAACAACGCAACAUUCCGAUCGUUUCACCUACACUCUUGAAUUGGCCAUUCGAUUUGGUAAAGUGUUAAUUGUGGAUGAUUGUAGUGAAAUUAAACCUCCAUUACUUGCGAUCAUUUCGUGCAUCGUUCAAAUGCGUUUCAAUAAGAAAUUUCUACAAGUUGGAAACAAAUUGGUUGAUUUCAAUGAAAAUUUCAAAGUUAUUUUAUCAUCAAGGGGCACCGGUCAGUUUUCAAAUAAAACUAGAAUCCUUGAUACCUUUAUUAUGGUCAUUCCAUUUACAACUACGAUUGCUGGACUUACGGACCAACUAAUGAGCAAGUCAAUUCAAGUGAAACAACCUGAAUUGGAAACGAAGCGCAUUUCAUUGCUACAAAAUGAAAGUGAUUUACUUAAGAAGAGAGAAGAAUUGCAAGAGAAGUUAUUGUUUGAAUUAUCGAAAUCGCAAGGCGAUAUUUUGAAAAAUGAAAAAUUGCUAGAAACACUGAACGAAGUAAAGACAAGUAGUUCACAAAUUGAUCAAUCACUACAUGAAUCGGUUGAAAUCAAAAGAAAAUUAAUGAGCGAAUAUGAUCAAUACAAAGAUGUAUGCAGUCGUGCUGCCAGUUUAUAUGUGGGAAUAAAUCAAAUCUAUGCAAUGCCUGUGAAUGUAUUCAUGUCACUUUAUGUGAAAGGCAUCAGUUUGGAAAAAGAGUUUGAUCAACGUAGAAUAUUCGAACAAGUAGUCAAGUCAACUUACAAUAUGAUAAGUCGUGCGUUGCCAAAAGACGAACACUUUGCUCUAGCAUUGCAUAUACUCAAGGGAGCACAUCCUGCAUUCGUUCCGGAAAAGGAAUGGGAAUCAUUUAUUACAAACUUUGCGCUGGUCGAUGAAAAUGGUGAUCAUGAAAUACCAAAUUGGAUAAAAAAAUCGAUUGCACCAAAGGUGAUAUCAUUAAAAAUAAAUCACAAUGAUUUGUACAAUAAACUUCAAUUGGAAAAUGAAGAGUUAUGGCGAUCGUUUUUGAAUAGUACAACACCAAAUGAUUUACCAGUGCAUGUAACCGAAUUGCAAAAAAUUUUAGUCACACAAAUUUUCCGGCCAGAUUUACUUAUCGCCACAAUGACACGGUCGCUUUCAAAGCUUCUCAUGACGAACGUUCCAUGCGAAUUAAAACCAAGCAUUCAACAAUUAUUCGAUGAAACAAAAGAAGAUGAACCAAUUCUAUUUAUUACAAAUGGUGAAAUUGAUCCAUCAAAAGAUGUGUCCGAUUUUUCGCAUCAUAAAUUUGGUAGCAAUAAAUUCAUGGAAAUGGCCAUUGGAAAAGGUCAAGAGAAAGGUGUGAUGCAACAAAUUCGACAAGCAGCACAAAAUGGCACUUGGAUUUGCAUAAAAAAUGUACAACUAGUGCCAAAUUGGUUAAACGAUUUGAAUGAAUUAUUACAAACGCUAUCGUUUUGCGAUGGUUUUCGUAUUUGGCUUGUUUGUGAUGGAAUCCGUGUGUUUCCGCAAUCGUUAUUGAAUAAGUGCAAUAAGGUUUUAUACGAAGCGCCCAAUAGUAUAAAAUCGAAAGUUCAGCGAUUGAUUCAUCAGUGGCGAAGUCUAUUGGAUAAGAAAAGAGAUGCCAAACUAUUAAAAAUUUACAUCGCUUUAUUCAUUUUUAAUGCUGUUGUACAAGAAAGACGCUCAUUUGUACCACAAGGUUGGACAAAACCAUAUGAAUUUUCGGAUGCCGAUUUGAAAGCAGCUAUUGAUAUAAUCGGUUCGAUGGAAAAAAUGGCAUCGUUUAAAAUGGAUUGGUCAAUUUUAAAGGAAAUGUGCCGUCUCAUUGCGUACGGCGGUCGAAUUGAUAAUUCACGAGAUCAAUUGAUUUUGAAAGCCAAUUUUGACGAAUUUUUCAACGAUAAAAUGAUGACAAACGCAUGGUCACCACUUGAAUUGAAAUGCCCAAUUCCAUUGUCGAACAAUGUUCAAGAUUAUUUGAAUGCACUAUUUCGUUUACCGGAUGCUGAUAAUCCAGAGGCAUUUGGCCUGUCAUCGGUCACCAUUUUAAUUCGCGAUGCAAUCAUGUGUCGCAAUAUUUUGAAGCAAUUGAGACACUCGGAACUCUCAAUGGACACCCGGAAUUUCGAUAAAAGAAUCAAACCGAUUCUUAGUCUUUGGCGAAAAUUGAACGAAGGUGUAAAUUUGACAAAUUCGAGCGACAUAAUUCAAAUGCAAAGUACCGAUUCAUCAAAUCCAUGGACGCUUUUUGUCAUAUCAGAGCUUCUGAUGGCAAAAAAUAUAUUCAAAACCAUUUACAACACGUUGAGUAUGAUUCAUGUUGCAAUGAAGGAUGUGUCAUCGUUAACGCGUGAUACAUUGAAUUUAAUUCGUAUAAUAUGUGAAAAUCAAGUGCCAUUUAAAUGGCGUCAGAUUUGGUCAGGACCGCGAUUCAUUGUCGAUUAUAUCAAGGCAGUGGUAAGCCGUGGCAUUGAGGCUGAACGUCGGUAUCAGGGUAGUAUUCACAUUGAUUUCGGCGAGGAAAUCGAUUUCGCCAAAGUUUAUAAUGUCGAAUCAUUUUUGGCCGCAUUGAAAUUGCAAAAUGCACGUGAACUUGAUACAUCAACAUGUGAAUUAGAACUUGUUUCCAGUUUAUCAGGUCAAGUGCAUUCAUUACCGACAACAAAAACCACUGUCACAGCACUAACGGUUGAUGGCGCUGCAUGGAAGGACAAUAAAAUUGUUUUAAACUUACCCGAAUUUGGAUCACCGUCAAUAAUCAAAAACUUAACUUUGACAUAUACAACGAAAUCUAUUCACAGCGACAAACAUAACGUUGAAUUACCUUUAUAUAGCAAUUCAGCGCGUAAUACAUUUAUUUGCUCAUUAAAUGUAGCAGCUGGUGCCUCUUAUGAUUCAGUCAUUCUGUCUGGAGCCGCACUUAUUGUGGCUGACAUUUGAACAUUUGACAACAAAAAAAUAAUCACAAUAAAUAGCUAUUAUCAUAAUAAUAUAA
Molecule: messenger RNA, 12678 nt
Organism: Contarinia nasturtii (swede midge)
Lineage: Eukaryota; Metazoa; Arthropoda; Insecta; Diptera; Cecidomyiidae
Gene: btv
Product: cytoplasmic dynein 2 heavy chain 1
Exons: 44
Coding region: 63-12623 (4186 amino acids)
Biological process (GO): microtubule-based movement
Cellular component (GO): dynein complex
Molecular function (GO): ATP binding; dynein intermediate chain binding; dynein light intermediate chain binding
Source: RefSeq, a predicted model, not a curated record